GUUAGAAAAUUAAUUUAAAUAAGUGAUUAAAAUGGGAAGAAAUAAGGAUUAUAAUAUGCAAUUAAUUGACACUUUGUACAAUCAACUUCCGGCUUUUACGGAUGUUUUUGAUGAAGAAAGCUGGUAUAUUUUUGUUGCUUGCUUUGUAGCUAGCACAAUAGUUAUGGCAUUUAUUCUAUCGAAAUUCAUAACAAUACGGCCAGUUGAAUAAACAAAAAUUUUUGAUUUUUUUUUCAUAGAUAAUACUUAUCUAUUUUAUUUUAAAAAAAUUCAAUAUUCAAAUAACAUUAAAUUAUGUAAUAUAAUGAUAUAUUACAAAUACUAUAAAUACAAAAACUUAUCCGAAUAUCAACCUAUUGAUGUUUUAA
Chelonus insularis is the source of this 368-nucleotide messenger RNA. RefSeq lists its product as uncharacterized. NCBI's taxonomy places the organism in Eukaryota, Metazoa, Arthropoda, Insecta, Hymenoptera, Braconidae. The coding region runs from base 32 to 211 and encodes 59 amino acids. The transcript has a single exon. The record is from RefSeq and is a predicted model, not a curated record.